Colletotrichum siamense is the source of this 1290-nucleotide messenger RNA. RefSeq lists its product as uncharacterized. Gene Ontology annotation, molecular function: zinc ion binding; DNA binding. The record is from RefSeq and is a predicted model, not a curated record. The transcript has 2 exons. Bases 1 to 1290 code for a protein of 429 amino acids. NCBI's taxonomy places the organism in Eukaryota, Fungi, Ascomycota, Sordariomycetes, Glomerellales, Glomerellaceae. Gene Ontology annotation, biological process: DNA-templated transcription.
AUGGCUGCCUGCUCCUUGGCCUCAGCUCGCGUCCGUGAUGGCGCGCUGGUCUUCCCGAGGGAGCGUGUGGGAAACUCAACAGCAAUAACGCCAGAAACUUUGUUCGAAGCUGCGCAUGAUAAUUUGCCAUCCGAUUUCUCGCACAGUCAAAGUUUCGAUACCUUACGAGCCUGCGCGCUUUUAGCUCUUGCAAGCCUUCAAGAUGGCAAGAUCAAAGUAAUGCGCAUGUACAUUGGCUAUUACUUUACGAUGGUCACAACAUGGGGUUGGCAUGAAGAGUCGUCUUGGCCAGCAAGCCUAUGUAGGGUUGAAAAAGAAGAGAGACGGCGGUUGUACUGGUCCAUUUACACGCUCGACGUAUUCACGUCAAUCGUUUGGGAUGGCUGCGUUCAUUUCCAGGAGGCUCACUCAAGAGUCGAGUAUCCUGAGGGUGAUCAGUCUGGAUUUUCAUCAGCAGGCAAUCCAGAUUGGAUCGAAGGGUGGAAUUUCACCACAGAUCUCUACCGCAUAUCGGAGCACGUACUAUGCAAACUGAGAACGCAGCACUCUCGCUUCAAUCUAUUCGGAGACUGCCACUCAAGCUUGGAGACGCACCGAAUACAAGAGCGAGUGAACAGUCUCCAUUGCGGUCUGCACCAUCGCUUCAAAGAAUUCGGUCUGGCGACCGGUGUCGCCGAAAAGGACAUAUACGGCUUUCAGGCAGCAAACAUCCAAGCAACGCUUGCACUUCUGCGCAUGGCCUUGCUGUCUCUGGAAGGUGACAUCGGUCUGGAUAAGAAAUGCUCCGUUGUCAACGAGGUGUUGACAGCGUUCCACCAAGUUCCGAAGACCUUCCAGCGCGCUAUUAGUACUCCUCUCGUAUACCACAUCGGUUCGAUCGGAAACAUCCUCGGUUCCGUCAUGGAAGGUCCGCUUUCGGAGAGCUCAUAUCAGCGCGUCAGAAGCUUGCUUCUCUCCAUGGCAGAUCUGCUUGAGGGCCUCGAGUCAUUUCUGCAACAACGGGCAGGCGCGGGUCAAAAGCUCCGACAACAGGUUGAUACCAUCGACGAUUACAUGUUGUCGCGACAAUAUACCGCAGCGAGAACUUCUGGGCAAAGAAACAACUCGGCUGCGGACGGGUUUACGGAAGCGAUGCCUGCAGACACUAACACAGAAACGACGAUCAUUGGGCUGCCAGAUAGUUCUGAGAUGUCACCACUAUUUCAGAUCCCUGACGACCUGUUAAGUGACUGGGACUGGAGUCUGAACAUGUAUCAGAGUCAGUUUCCGUACUUCGACGACCAAAGUUAG